AUGAAGUUCUUCAAAAUGAACUACGGAGUGAAGCCGCCCUACUUCGUUCUGAUGGAUCCGGAGUUCAUCGCCACGUCGCUGGAGAAGAAGGUGUUCGUGAAGACGGCGGUGCCGGAGCUGUUGGCCGGCUCGGCGGUGCUAGUGGUGACCCGCUGCGUGACGGCCCACCUGCGCGCCGGCGGCGAAAAAUACGCCGCGGCCGCCCUCAUGGCCAAGCGCCUCCAGCACGAGGAGUGCUCCCACGAGCGGCCGCUCCACCCGCACAACUGCCUCUUCAGCCUCCUCAAGCAGCAGGAGGAGCGCGAGAAGAAGCUGUGCCUGGCCUCCCAGAACCGCCGCUUCCAGACGCGCGUCCGUGAGCUCCCCGGGAUCCCCAUGCUGCACAUCUCCAACACGAUGGUGCUCCUCGACCCGCCCACGCCGGCCUCGACUAAGCACGCCGACACCAAGGCCCGAUCACACCGCGCCAUCAAACCCGUCGAGCAGGAACUGGUCAAGGAGGCGAUCCAGACGAAGAAGGAGGAUGAUGCGAGCAAGCCCGCCCCGAAAGCAAUCCCGCACCGGGUGAUGGCGCAGAAGAAGCGUGCCAAGGGACCCAACCCGCUGUCGAUGCGCAAGAAGGGCUCCAAGCCCCUCCUCCCCAAAGACAACAAGUCCGCCAAGCCCGCCGCUGCCGCCGCCACGACAACGACAACGACAACGACGGCCUCGAGCUCGAGCAGCAGCGGCGGCGGCGGCGGCGCGAGCGAGGAGGCCGAGCAGCGGAAUGCGACACCAAAGGCGUCGACGUCGGAGGCGCAGGGCGAGGAGGCGGCACAGACGCCCGACAAGCGGAAGCGGAAGAGGAAGAGGAAGCACGCGGGCAGCAGCAAGAAGGCCAGCGAGGGAGGAGACGAGGCCUCCUCGUCCACGUCCUCAUCGUCGCCCAACACCCCAGCCGAGGGCGCGCCCGCCAAGAAGCGACGCGUGGAGGAAUGA
Messenger RNA from Acanthamoeba castellanii str. Neff, 978 nucleotides. Its product is annotated as UTP23, small subunit (SSU) processome component family protein. The transcript has 5 exons. Bases 1 to 978 code for a protein of 325 amino acids. NCBI's taxonomy places the organism in Eukaryota, Discosea, Longamoebia, Acanthamoebidae. Gene Ontology annotation, molecular function: small ribosomal subunit rRNA binding. The record is from RefSeq and is a predicted model, not a curated record. Gene Ontology annotation, cellular component: small-subunit processome; nucleolus.